Peronospora matthiolae is the source of this 237-nucleotide messenger RNA. The record is from the annotation of a GenBank genome assembly. Lineage: Eukaryota; Oomycota; Peronosporomycetes; Peronosporales; Peronosporaceae.
AUGCAAGCCACAGGGGCAUCGGGUGCGCAGUUGCCGUCUCGACGACACGGCCAUGCCUGUUUAUCGCCGUCAGUCGAUUACGCUGCAUCUCCACUCGCUAUCGUCACCGUCACGACGUUCGAUGACAUAGAUAUCCCGCAGACGAUUUCCUACCACAGGUGUAGUAACGGCCCGAACGACCAGUAUGCGCUCCAAAUGUUGCUCCCGGAUGGGCUCUACCUUUGGUCUCGGUUCUAG